CAGAGAACUGUCAUUGCCAUGCGUAACGACUACAGAAAAACAUACAGACCUAUACAGACCGCCUGUUUUACAUUGAAAUUCGGCCGUAGUUGUGAAAAGUAUGUUACACGUUGCAGAUGUGUCACGUGGAAUUAUUGGCCAAGAAUGAAAGAAGAAAUGUGUUAUGCUUCGCUGUCUUGCAUUUUGUGAUGCGAUUUCACUGUUUGGAUUAGACAAUAUAUUAUAAAGAAUCUGUUGACGUGUUAAAAACAUUCAAGAUGGAAAACUCAACUAUUGAAGGAACGGAAUGUCUUGAUGUUGAUGAAGAUUUCCAAGAUGCGUGUGAAAUCCAACCAGAACCCUGUUCUAUGGACUUGGACACAGCCCUUUUAGAAGCAAAAAAAGCUGUUCAUUAUUUUUUUAAUAAUAAAUUUGAAGAAGCAAGAAAUAUUCUUCGACCAUGAUUUCAUAUCUCAGUGCCACUUCAAUCAGUGAAGAAAUGGAUGCAGAAGAUAUGUACAAACUGCUACCAGCUAAGUAAUGAAGCCAGAGCACGACUGAAUAGAGGAAAAUAUUAAGGGCUUCAACAAGUAUGUAUCAUUCUGUGGGACACAGUGUAUUCAUGUUUUUGGAAGCUGUUCUCACAUUUGAACAGCGACACAUUGAAGCUGCUGGGGAUGCUUUGAAACAAUGUAUGUCAGUAUGCAAUAAAUAUAGGAGGAAGAACACAAUAUCUGAAACAAUUGGAAAAAUUGUUAAGAAACCAAAUUAUGACACUUACACCCCAGAGGAAAUCCAUGCUGAGUUAUGUUUUGCAGAGGCAUUGUUGUUAAAAUCAAUGCUUACAUUUAUGGAGGAUGAAACACUAGUCAGUUUUAUUAAAGCUGGUCUGAAAAUCCGUUCAUGUUUUAAUUCCUACAAGGAAUGUAUGACAAUUCUGAAAUCUCGAAACUGGUCAAAUGAAUCCCAUAAGGUACACUUUGAAGGAGGUGUGCGAAUGGGAAUUGGAGCAUUUAAUCUGAUGAUUUCCUUGCUGCCAGCCAGAGCAAUUAAAUUAUUGGAGUUCAUAGGAUUUUCUGGAAGUAGGAGUCUUGGUCUACGUGAGCUGGAGGCUGGUUAUAAAUUACAAAACAGUCUUCGCCAAGUACUCAGUGUAAUGACACUUUUAGGAUAUCAUUUAAUAGUGGUUUAUGUUCUGAGUCACACUGAGGGUGAUCUAGAUUUCUGUGAUGAAAUUUUGCGUGGUCAGAUGCAGUUGUACCCAGAUGGGGUUUGGUUUCUCUUCUUUAAAGGUCGCCUGGAGUUCAUGAAGGGUAAUAUUGAUGAAUCAAUUUCAUGGUACACACGAUCAUGGCAAUCACAAAAUAUAUGGCCUCAGUUUCAUCAUCUUUGUUUUUGGGAGCUCAUGUGGACAAAUUGCUCUGACUUCCGCUUUAUAUUUUGUGCUUGUAUUGUUAAAUCUACCAGAAGUGAUUCCUUCUGUGAAUUUUUCUUCAUAAGGUUAGAUUUUUAGUGUGCAGAUGAAUUGGCAAGAAGCAAGUUCUUUCUCAACCCGAUUGCUUCUUGAAAGUCGAUGGUCUAGGACCAUUUACAGUUACCAGACUGCAGCAAUUUUGUUGAUGUUGGAAGAAGAACUAAAUCCUGAACAAAAGAAAGAAAUAGAAACGUUAAUGAGAAAUGCACCUAACUGGAAACAGCGAAUAGCUGGAAAAUCUUUGCCCAUGGAAAAAUUUGCUGUUAAGAAAACAGCACGUUUCUUUGCUCAAGGAAACACACUUGUAUUGCCAGCAUUUGAACUCUUAUAUCUAUGGAACAUGUUUAAAGUUCUUGGCAAGAAGUUUGAAAUGGUACAAAAUGUUUAUAAGGAAAUUGAAAGGACACUGAGAAAACUUAAUCAAGCAAAAGUAAAAACUGAAUAUGAUGCUGACAAUAAAGCAUUGGUUCUCUUACUGAAGGCAGCUUGUCUUCGGUUGAUGAAAAGUCCUCUUCAGGCUCAGGAGUGUCUCAUGGAAGUGAUAGCUCUGGAGAAGAACAUUAAAGAAGAUAAUUACUUGAUACCUUAUUCUGUUGUUGAAUUAGCAAUCCUCAGUGAGCAACAGAAUGAUCAUGUAAAAGCUAUGAGUUUAUUGGAGGAUGCAAAGAAAAAUUAUACAGGGUACUCAUUGGAAUCUCGAUUACAUUUCAAAAUCCAUGCUUUUCAGCUGUAUCUAAAUGAACAAAAAGGAACAAACUCUCAUAAUCAUGUUCCUGAAACAACUGUUUAGCCAUUAUAUAUUGUUUGAUUUGAUUUUGAUCGAGAGAUAAAAAACUGAGUAAAAAUAUAAUGUAUGUAUUAAUGAUAAUUAGUUACAAAAGUAUUAUUGAGGUUGUUGUAUUUUCUUGGAUAUAAUUUGUUUCAAAUUUAUUCUGCAUUAAUAUUUUGCAGUGGUGUUUUGAUCUCCUCAGUGUGUUGUGUAUAUUGUAUUACUCAGUGUGUUGUAUAUUAGCCUUGUGUAUGAUUAAUUUAUGAUGUAGACUUAAAGUUCAAAUAGUGUGUGACGCAUAUUUAGAUAUUUUGUAGUCACUAAAAGGUUCCAAUUUUUGUUUUGGAAAUGAUAGUGAGAUGUGCUGGGAAUGAAAGCAUAAUAUGCUUACUUACUUCAAGUGUUUGAAUAAUAUUUAUCUAAGCGAGUGUGUGCAAGUCCCACUGACUAAAAUUGUGUUAUUUCUAAAACUUUCUUAAAAACGGCAAGAAUACUUACAUUUGCUAUGUCUUCCUCUUUGUUCUCAAAUUUUUUAAAGUAAUUGUAAGAGAACAAAUUGCAGGACUUAAAACUUACAGGCCCUGAAAAUUUAACAGAUUAAUAGUAUUUUCUUAAGAUUAUUUUAACUUGUCAGUAAAUGCACUGCUACAUUUCAUGCUUAAAUUACAGUGCCUUUUCAUAUUUUUCUAGAAAAUGUUAAACAUAGUGGCAAGGCCUCAUGAUAGAAUGUUAUUAACCUUUAUAAUUUAUGAAGUUACAUCUGUCUUGAAUUUUAAAUGGUGUCAUUUGUGUAUUAUUGUAAAUUAUUUACAUUUAUUUAUUCUUGAUAUGUUCAUGAAAAUUGGCUAGUGGAUAUAAUGUGACACUUCUAGUCAAGGGAUUUCAAUAUUCUUGCCCUUAUCAAGAAGUCACUGUAUUAUCACUCGUGUGCAUAUUUUAAGUUACAAGAUGGUGGGAAAAAGAAAUACAAUUUCUAAUUAUCCAAUAUAUGUGGAUAGGGCUAAUGUGUUCUUUGCAAUUAUUUAUUACUCUGUUGUAUCAAGAUCAGAUGUCCUUGUAAUUUAUAAAGGUGUAAUAAAAUGUUUAUUUAUGAUUACUGUUAAAAAAUGUAAAACUAUCUGGGCUGUAAGAAAAAAUUGAAUCAGAAAAUUAUUCUACAAUUACUGUUUAAGUGUGUGAUUCUGUGAAAAUCUAAGGACUUUUUUAAGCAUUUCUAUAAGCCUGUAUUCCAUGAAAAUGGUUCAGCCUUUUAAUAGGGAAUAGUUACCUUGUAUGAGAAACACUUCCUUAAAUUCGAGAGCAUUAUUUAUGCAUUUUCUUUUGAUAUAGGGGCCUUCCAUAAAUUAUGUAAUGCAAAUUUGAAGUAUUUUCAGUACCCCCUAUCUCCCUUGUAAUGCACCCAUAACAUAUUCAUGAACCUCCUCCCUUGUAAAUGCAAGAAGGGAAAAUAAAUUAUAGCACAGUAAAAACAAUUUGUAUUUAUUUUACUUGUGUUGUAUAUUGAAGUAAUUAAUGAUAAUUAAAGUAGGAAUUAGUUGGCGAUGCUGGCUGCACCUAACAAUAAGAUUGGGGCAGUUGUGAGUGAAGGAAGAAUGCUUGGGCGAGAAAGGAUUGAUCACAAGCUAUGCACACGCCGUCACAGAUGAAGCAAGGGCAAAAGUCUUCAGUGCCAAUUUAAAUGGAUUCUAGAAUACACUUCAUAUCAGUUUUGAAUAUUUUCUUUGUAAUCUUACAGAUUAAAGCAAAUGUUGAAAAAAAUGUCUAUUGUAACAAUUUACAACUAAUAACAUUAAUUUAUUUAUGAUUUUAAAACAAAUUAAUUAGUUCAUAUUUUAAUGCUUUAGUACAGAACUCAAAAAAAGGAAUUAUUGUAGCAAAUGUUGAAAAUGUUAAAAAGUAAAUAUCGAUGUUAUGUAACACUUAAAUAAUACCCCCUACCUCUACGUAACGCAACAUAAUGCUGCCUCAGACCCCCUCCUCCCCUCUUUGGCAUUAAGUAAUUUAUGGACGACCCCUUAUGUGUUUUUCUUGUUGCCUGAUGUGUUCAUUGCACAGUAAAGUGUGUGGCAACAUUAGCCUAUAAUGUAAGUGUUGAUAUGUAAGAAAAUUAGUAGAGAUAUCAAGUGGUUUGCCAUGGUUGUUUAGAAAUGUAAAUUUAAUGGUCUUUUUUUUCUGAUCAGCUUUGUUGGUUCUUGUUUUAGCUCUUUGCAUAGAUCUACAGAAUCUACUUAAAAAUAGAUAUCUCUGGAUACUGAAUAGUAAACACAACUUCUGGUUGCCAAAACAGUGUAGAGGAAAUCAACUGAUAAAGAUGAAUAGUAUGUCUUUAUCAGGGGCACCUGGCACUCGGAGAAAACAGAGGCCUGGGGCACCAGAUCUACGGGGUCCCUUUAUUUCCAACAAAAGUUCUGCCCAUACCUCCUCAUAUGAAAACAAUUAAUUUCUCCAUGCAACAGGAGUAACUAAAUACAGCUGUUAAUUUGAAUUCAUUGUAAAUAUAUUCUUUUUUUGUUUUGAAUGAUAAAACUUUCGGGACCCCAAUUGAGUCAGGGCCUGGGGCAAGCUGCCCCAGCUGCUGCUCUUUCUGGACAUUCCUGCUAAUUGGCAUAUCAAUAGAAAAGUGACCUAUUGCAAACUGCUGUGAUUAUUUUCGCUAUUUUUCUGGAAAAUUGUGAAAUAUUGUAUAUUCAGUGUUCAGGAGUUUGUGUGUGUAUGUACAUCUGCAAAUUAGAGACAUGUAUUUCUCUACAUGUUAGGUUAUUGUCAUAAAGUUGGAGGAGUAGAAACUACUGUAGUGGUCAAAAGAUGACUACUAAAUUGAAUUUGGACAAGAGAAUUAUACCAUGUCCAAAGUGCUGAUACCUUUGUGCACAUUGUUGCGGUGCUGCCUUUUUUUCUUCUUUUUCUUCCCUUUCCCAUACACCAUCUGCCCCAAAUCAGUAGUGUUUUUAUGUCUGGACUAAGUAGGCAACUGACUUUAUGGUAAAUUUUUUGUCAAGGAAAAUAAAAAAGUGUUGAAAACCUUUGCAUCUCAAAGAUGUGCACAAGUUAGAUUUUUUAAAUUUUUUGACUUAUACAUAAUCCUGUAGGGUCUUUCUCUCUUUAUACUAAUUCUGGAUUGGAGGUCCACAAAGGAAUAGCAAAUCUAUACCUGCCUACAGAUGACAAAAAAAAAAAAGAAAAUAAAAAUGCCUCUGCACAAGGUAAAUAAAGUACCAGAAAAUUUGUAAUAAUCAUUUUCAUUUUGUGAAGGAGUUUCUGAACCAGUGAUUCAAACCAGAAUUAUAUGCUUUGAAAGUUUUCAAUUCAGUGUAAGUGAACACCAAACUAUGUAUUCGACCUUCAUCUGCUUUUUUUGUAAUUUCUAUUGAAGAUAGAAAAAUGUUAUUCUUAAUUGUAAUUAAGACUUAAAUUAUCAAGGAAAGUUCACUGUGGCAUUGUUUUAUCCCUUUCUCAUUUUUUACCUUCCUGAGACACCAUACCUUAGUUGAUUUCAAAUCGUCAUUUAUAUUGUAGCUUUUAAUGUUGACAAAAACUUAAAUGUAAGCUGUGUUGAUGAUACAUUUCUCUAUAUUUUUGGUUUAAAAUAAUUCUAAUCUUAGUAGGCUAAAUUACGUAGUUCUGUUCUAUAUGACAAAAAUGAACAUUUUUCUUUUCCUGUGAGGAGAGAGAGAGUGAGCGCUUUUUUUCCUUCUUAUUGGAAAUGUUAGUAUACCUCAUCAGAACUUCACAGCUUGUCAUUGUAAUAUUUCUAUUAUUCACAUUCAUAUUAAGCAAAACAUUGUAGACUUAUUACUGUAGAAAGGGCAUUAAUAAAAAAAAUC
Gryllus bimaculatus (two-spotted cricket) is the source of this 6046-nucleotide messenger RNA. The record is from the annotation of a GenBank genome assembly. NCBI's taxonomy places the organism in Eukaryota, Metazoa, Arthropoda, Insecta, Orthoptera, Gryllidae.